This is a messenger RNA of Penicillium odoratum, 1902 nucleotides long. It is a transcript of the gene spb4, whose product is annotated as ATP-dependent RNA helicase SPB4. Gene Ontology annotation, cellular component: nucleolus. NCBI's taxonomy places the organism in Eukaryota, Fungi, Ascomycota, Eurotiomycetes, Eurotiales, Aspergillaceae. The record is from RefSeq and is a predicted model, not a curated record. Gene Ontology annotation, molecular function: RNA helicase activity; nucleic acid binding; ATP binding. The transcript is spliced from 3 exons. The coding region runs from base 1 to 1902 and encodes 633 amino acids.
AUGGCACCUAAACCAUCAUCCUCAAGAUCAUGGGAUGGCCUCAAUCCUCCCUUGUCACAAUGGGCCUUGGACGCCGUGUCCUCGAUGGGCUUUACUCGAAUGACCCCGGUCCAGGCCUCCGCAAUCCCUCUGUUUAUGGCGCAUAAAGAUGUGGUUGUCGAAGCGGUCACGGGCAGUGGAAAGACGCUUUCAUUUUUGAUACCGGUCGUGGAGAAGCUUUUGCGCCUUGAUGAACCACUGAAGAAACACCAUGUCGGUGCUAUUAUCAUCUCCCCAACAAGAGAAUUGGCUACGCAAAUUUACCAAGUCCUCCUGUCAUUAUUGGAAUUCCACCCGGCAUCUGCUGCCGCGAUUCACCCUCCAGAAGCUGACGCCCCGCGCCCCAAGUCCUCUGCCUCUACCAAGAAAGUCGUUCCACAACUUCUCCUGGGCGGUUCGACAACGCCAGCUGAAGAUCUCAGCUACUUCCUCAAAAAAUCACCUAAUGUGCUAGUUUCUACUCCGGGCAGAUUGUUGGAGCUUCUUUCUUCUCCCCAUGUCCACUGCCCGCAGUCCUCCUUCGAAAUGCUUGUGCUCGAUGAAGCCGACAGACUUUUGGAUCUUGGAUUUAAGGAUGAUCUCCAGAGAAUUCUUCGCCAUCUUCCCAAGCAACGGAGAACUGGUUUGUUCAGUGCCAGUAUUAGUGAAGCUGUGGAUCAAAUUGUCCGCGUGGGACUUCGGAACCCGGUCAAAAUUGCUGUCAAGGUCAAAGGCGGAGGCGGAGCAGAAGACAAGCGUACCCCUGCUAGUCUGCAGAUGACCUACCUCACAACUCCCCCGGCUCAUAAAUUUUCCAUCCUCAAACAGAUUCUGACCUCUGUUAAACCGACGCCCCAGAAGACUAUCUUCUUUGUAUCAACAUGCUCUAGUGUGGAUUAUUUGGCUGUGAUCCUACCGAUUAUCCUGGGAGAUGACUUCCUCCUAGUCCCACUUCAUGGCAAACACCCUGCCAAUGUCCGCCAAAAGAACUUUUCCCGCUUCACCACCUCUACUACUCCCUCGAUCCUCCUUACUACUGAUGUAGCCUCCCGUGGUCUGGAUAUUCCAUCCGUGGAUCUAGUCGUCCAGAUUGACCCUCCAUUAGACCCCAAAACAUUCAUCCACCGAUGUGGCCGAGCAGGUCGUGCCGGACGAAGAGGUCUAAGCAUUGUCCUCCUGCACCCUGGCCGAGAGGAAGAUUAUGUCUCGUUCUUGGAAGUGCGCAAGACUCCCGUCGCACCUUUCAACCUUUCAACCCCAAGCUCCGAUGUGGAUGCUGCCGUGGCCACUCAAGCCGUCCGCGCGGUGCUUCUCAAAGACCGUGCUCAUCACGAUAAGGCUCAGAAAGCUUUCGUUAGUUGGGUCCGAAGCUAUAGCAAGCACCAAGCCAGCAGUAUCUUCCGCGUAGCAGACCUCGACUGGGAAUCCCUGGGCAAGGCAUGGUGUCUUCUUCGUCUACCCACAAUGCCCGAACUGCGUAAAUUCACCGGAGAUCGGACAUUGGGCGUGAGUAAUGACUGGGACAACUACGCCUACAAGGACAAGCAGCGAGAGAAGCGCCGCAAGGAGGUGGCGCUAGAGACCGAAGAAGAAAAGAAGGCUCAACAGGAUUCACGCAAACGAAACGCACCCGAGAGCGCGGCUUGGAGUCUGAACCAAGAAGAAAGAGACAAGAAGUUCAGGCGGAAGGAGCUCAAGAGGGCGCGCAAGGAGGCUGAAAGAUGGGAGCAAUUGCCCGAGCAUCUUAAGCAACAGGAACUCGAGACACAGAAAAUGGUGGAGGCAAUUCGGGUCAAGAAUGAGCAGCAGCGGCUAUUGCAGCUCGCCGCGAAGGCAGAGGCUGAAGGGAAAGAAGGUGGCAAUGACUUUGAAGGCUUCGAUUAG